AGGCCAUCGGCAGGGCUGAUGAUGCAUUCGACACACCUCACCAGCCGGUUCCUGCCUCUUCACUCACAGUCAUCUUCUGCAAGGCGAAGCAGCGACAGCGCCGAACGCCAAACCAUCACCGUCCACCAUGGCCGAUGACGCCACCCGCCGCCCGCCGCUCCACGCGGUGCUGCCACCCCUCGUCUUGGGGACGGCGACCUUCAACACCCAAUAUGUCGCCGACCCGCAUUCCAUGCCCUACCGCGACAUUGUCGCCCGCGCCGUCUCCCUCGGCGUCAACGCCUUCGACACCAGCCCUUACUACGGCCCGUCCGAAAUCCUCCUCGGCGAUGCCCUCGAUGCCCUGAUGCACCCGGCCCCGGCCCCGGCCCCCGCCUCGACCCCGGCUGCCUCCGCCUCCUCCGCGUCCUCGGGCGCCGACCGAGCCGGCCGGGCCGUUCCGCUCCCCCGCUCCAGCUUCUUCCUCGUCACCAAGGCCGGCCGCAUCGCCUCCACCGAGUUCGACUACUCGCCCUCGUGGGUGCGCUACUCGGUCCUGCGCAGCCUGCAGCGCCUGCGCACCUCGUACCUCGACCUGGUCUACAUGCACGACGUCGAGUUCGUCUCCCCGCCCGAGGUGCUCGCCGCCGUCCGCGAGCUGCGCCGCCUGCGCGACGAGGAGGGCGUCGUGCGCUACGUCGGCAUCAGCGGGUUCCCCGUCCCGGUCCUGUGCAGCCUGGUCGAGAUGAUACUCCGCGAGACCGGGGAGCCCCUGGACGCCGUGCUGAGCUACGGAAACUUCACCGUGCAGAACCGCACGCUCGGCCUGCCGUGGGUGGAUGGUGGGGCGGCCGGGGAGGAGGCCGGGGCGGAUGGCUCUUCGCCGCUCGCGAGGUUCAAAAAGGCCGGCGUCGACGUGGUCUUGAAUGCCAGCAUACUGGGUAUGGGCUUGCUGACGAGUCGGGGCCUGCCUGAGGCCCCGCCCGCGGCUGACGAGGAUGGCGAUAACGCGCCGGGCACAAAGGUUUCCCUCGUGACCCACUGGCAUCCCUCGCCGCCGGAAUUGCGUGCGGCGUGCAAGAGGCUUGCCGACGUCUCCGCCGCGGCGGGCGAGCGCCUCGAGUCCGUCGCAAUCCGCUGGUCGAUGGCCGAGUGGGCGCGUGUUGCGGCAACCGCAGGCCUGGGGGUGGAUGUCGCGACCCCGGGCGUGGGUCCCCGCAGGAUUGGCGUGACCGUCUGCGGUGUGACGACAAUCGCGGAACUGGAAGAGACAGUGACCGAGUGGCGCGGCGUCCUUUCCAGCCUCGCCCAUGCAACCUGUCGCGGCGAUGAGCCGUAUGGCUUAGCCCGCCAGGAGAAGGUCUUGAAUUUGGUACGGAAUGAGCUGUGGCCCGAGUUGAGAUCGUGGUUGGAUUAUGUCUGGGAUAGCCCGAAGCCUGGUUAUGUGAACACAAGAGCGGAAGCCGACCGUGGAGUCGUUCCGGACGACGGCGUCGUGGCCGCAUUCGAAAAGGCGAAGCAAAGCAGGCAAAUUGCCCAACUCACGCAGACCAGCUAGUUAUAUGUUGCCCCGUUCCAACGUGUAACUAAAAACCAGGGAACCGGGCUGCCAGGCGCCCCAAGGCCCUGCCUCGGCAGCUAUACCACGAUCUUUGCUUUCAUUCUUGCGCCAUCUCGCCUGAUUGCUCCUUUGGAGAUACCACCACUGUGUAGAAAGAGGAAUGUUUGAGUUAGCCUCGAAAACGAAGCGCAGAAGAGGAGAUAAACAAAUGGAGAUAUGGAUACUUUGACAGGGGUGGGGGGGUUGGAUUGAGAAAACAGAAAAAAG
Messenger RNA from Thermothelomyces thermophilus ATCC 42464, 1807 nucleotides. RefSeq lists its product as uncharacterized. NCBI's taxonomy places the organism in Eukaryota, Fungi, Ascomycota, Sordariomycetes, Sordariales, Chaetomiaceae. The record is from RefSeq and is a predicted model, not a curated record. Gene Ontology annotation, cellular component: cytosol. The coding region runs from base 128 to 1537 and encodes 469 amino acids. The transcript is spliced from 2 exons. Gene Ontology annotation, biological process: dehydro-D-arabinono-1,4-lactone biosynthetic process. Gene Ontology annotation, molecular function: D-arabinose 1-dehydrogenase [NAD(P)+] activity.